GUUUUACUAUUUGUUUAAUUUCCGUUAUAUUUACAAUGUAGAGUUUGUAAAAUAUUAGAAAAUGAAAAAACUCAUUUUUUUUUUUUUGCAAAUACUGGAUAAAAACUGGUCAAGAGUAGAUUUAAGGGACCAUUUUGAUCUUACCCUCAAACAUAAGGGAUAGUUUUUAUUUUCUCUCAAAAUUUAGGUAGAAUAUAAACCAAAUUUUGUCAAAGUUACUUUUGUUAAAGAUGAGGCAAAGUAAAAUGAUUUUUAUGCAAUAAAACAAAGCACAGUGAUAUUUGGGUAAUGAGCGCAAAGCUGGAUGAUCACCCAUGAAAAUUUACUCCAAUAUUCAGUUAGAGGAGUCUUUCUUUUAUUGCUACAUAUAUCUUCAUCUCUUAUUUGCUGUAUUUUCAUCUAGUUGAUAGUAAUCUGUUCCUUUUCUCAUAUGAUGAUUGUUGCUUUCCAGGAAAAUGUAGACCUCAGAGAUCGGGAAACAUACGAGGGACUUUUCAGGGAGUACUACGAGAUAGUAAUGGAAAAAGAAGGAUUUGAUAAAAAUCGUCUUCUAAAGCGUCUUCAUGAUGGUAAGGCUCAACUAGACAAGGAGAAGCUUGGCCUAAUUAGCUCUACUUCAGAUAAACAUAGUGAAGAAGAGGAUGAACAGCUUGCUUCGGAUAAUGGGGAGUUCAGUGAUGGAGAACCUCCGAAGAAGAGGUUUAAAAAGAAAAGAAGUACAACGAAGAAGACUAGAAGAGGCAAUUCAAAUAAAAGAGAGUUUGUUGGAUGGGGAUCAAAACCUCUUAUUGAAUUUCUUCAGUUGAUUGGUGAAGAUACUACAGAAAGAUUAUCCGAAUAUGCAGUGUCAGAGAAAGUAACUGACUAUAUAAAAGAACAUAACCUUAUCCAUCCAGUAGAAGAGACAAUGAUCCUUUGUGAUGUCCAUUUAGAAGCUCUUUUUGGGAAGAAAGUGGUAAAGAAACAGAGAAUGUUAAGCCUCCUCAAAAGCCAUUUUCAUAAAGAUGAGGAACAAUUACAAAAUGAUGAGCUUGAUCAGGAUCUUGAAGACGACACAGAAUUAUUGGUGUCUCCCAAACCUGAGAAAAAGGUUGAACGGAACAAGAUAUCAUCAUUUUGGUCAUCAAUUUGGUAUUCAGCUGCAGCACAAAGUCAAUACGCAGCCUUGAUUCCUGAA
Messenger RNA from Capsicum annuum, 1177 nucleotides. Its product is annotated as zinc finger CCCH domain-containing protein 19-like. Lineage: Eukaryota; Viridiplantae; Streptophyta; Magnoliopsida; Solanales; Solanaceae. The transcript has a single exon. The record is from RefSeq and is a predicted model, not a curated record. The annotation marks the transcript as partial.